UCCGCAGAUUCAAAGUUGAUAUGUCGGUUCGGUAUAGGAAAGUUCCUCCGGAAGGAGGCUGGGGUUUGCUGAUUGGCAUCGGGAUGGCAUCGAUGUUCACCGUGUCAUUGGGCUCACUGCCAUCGUUCGGAUUGAUAUUUGGAGAUUUCCUGACCAACCUCGGUGAGGAGACCAGUGCAAUAGCCUUGAUCACGAGUUGUUUCUUCAGUGCGUUGAGUUUCGCGGGACUUUUUACGAAUACCUUGAUGAAGAAGACUUCCUGCAGGACGGUUGGCUUGAUCGGUGCCGUUUCGUAUGUGAUUGGAAGUUUCAUGACGAUAUUUGUUACGACGACAAAUGAGUUGCUGGUGUCAUUUAGCAUAUUCCAGGGUGCCGGUUUUGGACUGAUGAUUCCUGUUUCCUACACCACAUUCAAUGCCUAUUUUGUGGAGAAGCGAGUCGUUAUGAUGAGCUUUUCUCAAACCUUGAUUGGUCUGGGAACCAUGAUCUAUCCGAUUUUCAUACAGAAAACAAUGGAAGCCUACGGAUUCCGAGGAUGCAUGGCAGUGCUAGCAGCUGUCAAUAGCAAUACCCUGGUGGCAAUGCUGGUGAUGCAUCCUGUGGAAUGGCACAUGAGAAAGGUCAAAAUCACCGAUGAAGAAGUGCAAAUGACAACAAAUCCGAGUGAAGAACCGACUAAGAAUGUUGCAUCCAAAAUGUUGAAAGGAUUGGAUCGAUCUCGUCGGGCAUCUUCCAUUCCAGGGCUAGGAAACUGGUCCGGUCCGGUAGUCGUCAGCGAUAGCACCGAAAGAGACAAAAAACCCGCAACAAAGUGGCAAGUGCUCAUCGACUUUCUGGACCUUACGCUGCUAAAGGAUCCGAUUUACGUGAACAUCGUUCUAGGCAUAUCGUUUGCACUUUACUCGGACUUGGCGUUCUUCACCCUGCAGCCGAUGUAUUUGUUCAUGAUAGGAUUCGGCAAACCGGAUGUUUCCCUAAUCAUUGCCAUCGGAGCCGGAGCGGAUUUGCUAUCGCGAGUGUUCCUGGCCAUUUCCAGCACAUGUUUGAACAUUAAGGCUCGUUACGUCUAUCUAGCCGGAGCGCUGUUCACCAUCCUGGCACGUUUCGCGUUUUUAUUCGUUUACGAUUUUUACGGUAUGGCCAUCAUAACGGCCAUAAUGGGAUUCCUGCGAACCUGGAUUCACGUCCCACUGCCGCUGGUGUUUUCAGAAUAUCUGCCCACGGAAAGAUUUCCUUCCGGCUACGGGUUAUUUAUGUUUCUGCAGGGAAAUAUCACUUUUGCCGUCGGACCCAUUGUCGGCUACAUCCGUGACGUGACCGGAAGUUACUCGAUAUCGUUCCACUGUCUUACGCUGUUCAUGGCGCUUUGCGUGCUUCCGUGGCUAUUUGAAAUUGUCUACCUGCGGCUGAAGGAGAGAGCUUUCCGGGAAGCAGAACAGCAAACGGAAAUGGUCACCGUUCCGAUAAAGCUGGAAACGAUUGAGGCUAGUGAUAGUAAAUAAAGUUUUUAUUUUCUCU
Molecule: messenger RNA, 1518 nt
Organism: Ochlerotatus camptorhynchus
Lineage: Eukaryota; Metazoa; Arthropoda; Insecta; Diptera; Culicidae
Product: monocarboxylate transporter 7
Exons: 5
Coding region: 21-1502 (493 amino acids)
Biological process (GO): transmembrane transport
Cellular component (GO): membrane
Molecular function (GO): monocarboxylic acid transmembrane transporter activity
Source: RefSeq, a predicted model, not a curated record